AUGCCUCCUCGUCGAUCCAACAAACCUGCCGAUGGCUCCACGAAGCAAACAGACAAGAACACUCUGUCUUCUAGACGGCCACCCCCACGGAACACCUCACCUGCACCUGCAGCUCCUCCUACGCGACCUAAUCGAGGUAGAGGUCGAGGCGGAGUACCACGUACCAACAGGAGGCGACCAAGCUUGACCGCUAGCGAAAAGGCCCUUGACGAUGUCAAACCAUCACCGAAUGAGGAAGAAGACGACCAUAAGACCUCUGUCCAAACAUCUAAACGGCCACGUCGACGGGAAAAAUCACCUGAAGCACCUGCUGAGCGAUCUGACCAGGCCUUGCUCCGUUUGUCUAAGCGUCUACGUCAAAGUGAACAAAAACACAAUUCCCCAGAUUCACCAGACUCAGAUUCCGAGGAAGAUAGCUCUCAAGAAGAGGAUGAAGAAGAAACUGAGCCAUCUGACUCUGACCCCGACUCUGAAUUUGAUGAACCCAAAAUACCAAUCACAAAAGUCAAAAAACCUGUCAACAAGAAAAGUCCUGCACCAGUUAAACCCACGAAAUUUGACAAACCCACGAACACAUCGAAAGAUGAUCCUCAUCGUGUCACCCUACAGAACUACACGCAAUGCGACCUUGACGAAGCAGCCAUUGAUGAACUACUUGCAGAUAAAGACCACAAAACAUCUAACCGUCUCCCACCCGACAUGCAAACUGAGCUCAAAAAUGUCCAGAUGCAAUACCGAAGAACAAAGAAACUGUUUGAACUGAUGGCCCAUUGUAGCGAGAAAACUGUGAAUGAAUUUUUCACCAAUCAAGUAUAA
Molecule: messenger RNA, 816 nt
Organism: Melampsora larici-populina 98AG31
Lineage: Eukaryota; Fungi; Basidiomycota; Pucciniomycetes; Pucciniales; Melampsoraceae
Exons: 2
Coding region: 1-816 (271 amino acids)
Source: RefSeq, a predicted model, not a curated record